CUCUAAACACAUGCUCGUUAGGUUCACUGAUUCUAAAUUGGUCGUAGGUGUGAAUGUCUGUCUCUGUGUGUUAGUCCUGUGAUGGACACAAAAUGAAUGAGUAACAGUAAUGGUUUUGAGAAAGUUAAAACAGCUGAUGAUUCUUUUAAUGCUAAUGCGACUAAAAGUCGACUCUGAGUUUUGGAUCAUUAUCAUUUAUCAUCAGAUCCUCUCCUUCCAUUUCCUUUGAGAUCAUUAGGUGCUGGGAAUCAGUUCUCCCUGAUCUAUAGAAAAUCUAAAUAAGAUCAUAUAAAUAACUAAAUAAUAUCUGUAAUGUUCAUUCCUCCUUAAGUGUAAGGUGACAGUUUCUAAAUCUCCUGUAGUCUGAGCCCAUCUUAAUCAAUGGACUAAUCACCAUCCUUUAACUGUAACUAGAACAAUUCCAGUGGAGAACAGUUUAUCAGUUGUACGUGUUCAGGCUACUUCCGCAUUAAACCGGACCACUAUGUCUACCAGGCGUUUCCCUCUCCUUUUUAUUGCUCUGGUGUUGCCAUUUGUUCUUACAGGCUCAUUUAUUUGUAUUCUUAUUUAUUUAAAAAAAAGCUUAUUGUAUUGAACAUUUUACAGCAAAUCAACAUAUUUUACCAACUAAUUACAGUCGUUGUCGUAUCAGAACCUGUUUGCUGCAAAUAAAGUUAUAUAAUAAUAGUAAAAAAACAAACAAACAAAAAGAAACAUUACGCAGUCGGUGGACACUCCCACGUGUACUUCCUUCCAACUGACCAGUUGGAACCUUGACCUCAUGUGAAAUAAGAUGAUGAAGUUAGUUUUGCUGUAAGAUCACAUCCACAUUCUUCAUCGUCUUUUUCUUUAAAUUAUUUCCACUCGACUCUGUUCCACAGAUCUGCUGCAGCCUCGAACUAUCAUUUAGUUUCACUUUCAGUUCAACUAAUAACACAAAUAAAACACUUACCAGAUGCUUCAUAUGUGUGAUUAUAUUUUAUUUAUGUGUUUACUGACGUUAUAAACCGUAACACGGCUUCCUGUUGUCAUGUUUUCUUGUGCGUCUACUUGUGUACUUACGGUACUGGCAUGCAUUUCUGCUCAUGUGUCAUAUUCUCUGUCCUGUCUCCAGUGAACCUCACUUCUCUUUCCUACAAUACCACCUUAAUACAGUGUAAACUAUUUAACACAAAAAAAAAUAAACCCAAAAUAAUUUCUUAUCAUUUUAAAGGAAACGAGAGGUGAGUUUUACUCAAAGUCUCACGAGAUAUUCGUAGUGUUUAAACUUCCACACGAAGAGCAGGAUGCAGGAGCACGGAGUUAAUAAGGAAAUAGUUGAUAUAAAUACCUCAACAAUACAUGAAAUACAUUCACAUAAAAUCAUAUUAUUAUAAAUAUCACGAUUAAAAUGAUUCAACAUCCAAUAACAGACGUCUUUAGAAUAUGUCUAACAUUAGUCUGUUGAAUUAUUUCAUCAACAUUUAGUCAUAAAUUGUUUUACAUCCUGUGAUAGAUAAUGGAGCCUGAUCAAAUGUACUGAAAACCUGUUUUAUUUACCCACUUAACCAAGAGAACCAUUAUUAUUAUUAUUAUUAUUAUUAUUAUUAUUAUUAUACAGACCAUGUGACUCGUGUGGCGUUUAGUCCUGACUAGACACGCCCCCUACUGGUGAUAUUGUCUGAACUGAACGUGAAUUACUGGGUACAUGAUGAUGGAUUAAUAUUUCCCAAAUAUCACACUUCACUUAAAAGUAUUAUUAAUUAUUAUUUACGGUUUGACUUCGCUGGCGGUUUGACAGAUAGCCUCCCAUUAGCCUGGCUAACAAACCGCAGCCCAGCUAGAAGGCUAGCCUAAGGCUAAUUCCUUAGAUAGUUAACUUCAGCUACCGGACUGGCUAUAUUGGGUCCUGACACCGAUCAUAAGAAUAAUUCUCCAAAUUCACUUACCGGACUACUUAACUAUUAUUUUUUUAUGGACCAAAACCUCAAACUCAGCCGAAAGAUUGUCAUUGGCUCAGGUGAGGCCUCUGGCAGCGGGAACGCCCUUAAUUAUGCAGAAUUUUAAACCUUAAUAAAAAAUAAACGAAUGAGUUAGAAAAAAAAAUCACCCCCCGUACAGUUGUCACAAAUAGUAAAAUAAACCAUUGACACCAAAGUCGUUUUUUGUACCAGGCAGUCAACAUGUUUAAUAAUGCUGUAAAGUUGGGCUUUUUAACAUGAGGGUCUAUGGAGAUUUGCUUCCUUUUGCAACCAGCUUCAAGCGGCCACUCGAUGAACUGCAGUUUUUUUGCACUUCCGCAUGAGCUUUAUCGCUCAGCCCCGGAGUUUGCCGCCUGAUAAGAGCGCGAAAACACUUAAAACACGACCAAACAUUUAUCAUCCAAACAACUGAAGGUGAGUGAAACUAUUUUAUGAACGUAUGCAAUUGGAAACACAAGAUACGCUUUUGGUCACGUCUGAAAAAUGUGGUCAUCUAAAAACGAUUUCACACUCAUACGUAUCCAUAGUGAUUCAAGACUUUUUUCCUGACAUGUUACAAGAGUGAAAUGAUUUCAGCCCCCUUAUUUUCGACCUAUAAUUUUAAAAGAAUCGCUAGUACACUAUAAUAUUAAUUCAAGCAAGCUGACAGCAACACUAUUGAGUUAAUAUUUAAUUCAGUGUUGUGCUUUUGCUUGACUGUCCUAUCAUUUUUGCUCUUCAGUCAUCGAAAUAAUCCCCCAGCAGCAAGCCCUAAGCAGCAAUGAUGGUGGACUAGAUGAUCCAGAUGAGGCACAGACAGGAAAUGAAGAGAAGCAGCUGCAAAUAGAAAGGGAUCCAGAGGAGUUAGAUGAAGAGGUCAGCAAUGAAAGUGAUGGAACAGAGCAGGAACAAAGGACAGAUGAGAGUCAGGCAGAGAAUAGUGCUUCCUCAUCUACAUGCACUGGACCAUCAGAUAUCAGCCAAUGUCGGCAAGAAGCACCAGCGCAGCCAAAGUAGAAACUGUUUCCGAGGACCUUGGUGGGGGACAGGAGAGGAAGCUUUAAAGUACACAGCAAAUUGAGAAGAGUUGAAUUCGUGGUGUUAAACUAGACACACACUAGUGGAGUUAAUUAUACUCUGGGUAGAGUUAAUCCAUUAUAAUUAACUCUCAGCUGAUAAAUAGUUGUUGUCAUAACUGAGUGUCAAAAGGAAGUGUCACUAAAUCAAACCUCUAGGUGUAAAUGUUUAAAUAUUAACUCCGAACUUCUUACUCUAAACUCUGAUCCUGUAUUUAACACCUCAAGUGUAAACGCUGACUUUACUGUGUAGCCUGGUAUGACAUUCAUCCUUGGCUGGACUAUUCCAAAAUGCUGGACUCGUUGUAUUGUUACGCCUGCAGACAUUUCAGCCCCCCUAACAGCCAAGAGACAGUUUUUGAUUGAGUUUACAAAAGUUACAAUCCAUGUAUAUAUAUAUGUAUAUAUCCAUGUUUUUCUGUCAAUGCAUGAGUUUACUACCCAAUUAAAAUUGUUGAAAUUGUAAACACUGUUAUUAGUGUUAUUUAUCCCUUCUCUGCAUAAAGCAUAUGGCUUUUUUUCCUACGUUGUAUGUGUCCCUCUAACACAGACACACAACUCUUUACCAGCUGAUGGCCCAAUGUCUUCAUCAAAAUAAAAAAUGCAAAUGUGGAUGAAAACAUUGUUGUUGCUGCUUCUCUUGUGUCAUGUUUCAUCACCAGUGAAACACUCGCUGAAGUAUUACACCACUACCUCCUCUGGAGUCCCAAACCUUCCAGAGUUUAUGAUCGUAGCAGAGGUUGAUGACAUCCAGGUGGGAUACUGUGAUGGCAGCAACAAGAUAGCAGAACCAAGACAGGACUGGGUGACAAAAUUACUUGAUGACAAUCUUCAACUCAGGAAAUGGCACACUGAGCAGUGUUUUCAGAUUCUACCUCCCCGGUCCAAACACAUUAUGAACACUUUGAUCCAGAGCUUCAACCACAGUGAAGGUGUUCACAUUUUACAGCUUUUAGAUGGUUGUGAAUGGGAGGAAACGACUGGAGAGGUAACUGGUUUUGGACGGUUUGGUUAUGAUGGAGAAGACUUGAUUGAACUGGAUCUGAAGACGUUGACGUGGACCGCUCUGAGACCAGAGGCUGAUAUUAUCAAACAGAAAUGGGAUGAAGAUACAGUUAGAAUGAAAGACUAUGUGGAUUUCCUUACUCAUCUUUAUCCUCAGUGGCUGAAGUUGAGUUUGAAGUAUGGGAACAGCUCUCUGCUGAGAACAGACGUCCCCUCAGUGUCUCUCCUCCAGAAGACUCCCUCCUCUCCAGUCAGCUGCCACGCUACAGGUUUCUACCCUGACAGAGCCAGGAUGUUCUGGAGGAAAGAUGGAGAGAAGAUUCAUGAAGGAGUGGAACAUGGAGAGAUCCUCCCCAACCAUGAUGGAUCCUUCCAGAUGAAUGUUGACCUGGACAUUUCAUCAGUCUCACCUGAAGACUGGAGGAGGUACGACUGUGUGUUUCAUCUCUCUGGUGUGGAGGACGACAUCAUCACCAAACUGGAUGAAACGCAGAUCAGAACCAACUGGGAGAAUCCCAUCACCACCACCAUCAUCAUCAUCAUCAUCUCUGCACUGGUUGUUGCUGUUGUCGUCGUUGCAGCAGCUGCUGGAUUCAUGGUUCAUAAAAAGAAACAAGACCAAAAGGCUCCACCUGAUAGUGAAGAAUCUCUGAGCUCUCUGAGAGACUGAAUCCAGAAACCUGACUGACAAACUCAGUUCACUGAGUCACCUUAGAGUAUAUGGGAUUUUUAUUAUUUAUGCAUCAACUUAUCAUAGUAUUAGUACUAGAGUCAAAGACGUAUAAGGAUUUUAAAAGUGAAACUAAAUCAAAAUCAGCUGCUAUUAAUAAUAAUAAAAGAACAACAGUACAACAUCAAAUCAAUGUC
Molecule: messenger RNA, 4888 nt
Organism: Mugil cephalus (flathead mullet)
Lineage: Eukaryota; Metazoa; Chordata; Actinopteri; Mugiliformes; Mugilidae
Product: major histocompatibility complex class I-related gene protein-like
Exons: 8
Coding region: 3618-4691 (357 amino acids)
Biological process (GO): immune response
Cellular component (GO): external side of plasma membrane
Source: RefSeq, a predicted model, not a curated record